This is a messenger RNA of Talaromyces amestolkiae, 747 nucleotides long. RefSeq lists its product as uncharacterized. The record is from RefSeq and is a predicted model, not a curated record. Lineage: Eukaryota; Fungi; Ascomycota; Eurotiomycetes; Eurotiales; Trichocomaceae. The transcript has a single exon. The coding region runs from base 1 to 747 and encodes 248 amino acids. Gene Ontology annotation, cellular component: membrane.
AUGACCUCCAAAGCAAUUGUCCUCAUCACCGGCGCCAAUCGAGGCAUCGGCUACGGCGUCGCUCGCAGAUUAGUUCGCGAACACCCCAACUACCACGUCAUAAUCGGCAGCCGUGAUGCUACUCAAGGCCGCGAGGCAGUCUCAACCCUCCUCGCCGAAGAAGCAUCCUCCUCACCAUCCAUAUCCAGUGUCGAACUAGACGUGACAUCCGACACAUCCAUUUCCGCCGCUGCACAGAGCAUCGAGGCCUCUCACGGGCGGCUAGACGUCCUCAUCAACAACGCCGGAAUCGCCCUCGACGUCAAAGAGAAAGGGAAAAUCUCCAUGCGCGAAAUGCUGCAACGCACUUACGACGUAAAUGUGUUUGGCGCUUCGGUCGUUACGGAUAUAUUCAUCCCCUUACUCGAGAAAUCAGACAAUCCGCGCAUUGUGUUUGUCUCGUCGUCUCUUGGCUCGCUCACAUAUGCCGCUGAUCUGAGUACUCGUUACUCCAAAGAACGAUUUUUGGCGUAUAAAUCCAGCAAGACGGCGCUGAAUAUGGUGAUGUUGUACUAUAAUUCUUUGUUGCAUGAAAAGGGGUUCAAGGUGAAUGCUGCCUGUCCGGGGUAUAUUGGUACGAAUUUGAAUGGCUUUCAUGGGACGGGGACGGUGGAGGAGGGCUCUGUGAAUGUGGUGAGAUUGGCGGUUUUGGAUAAGAAUGGAGAGACGGGGACUUUUACAGCUAAAGAAGGAGAGAGACCUUGGUAG